Messenger RNA from Coniophora puteana RWD-64-598 SS2, 618 nucleotides. RefSeq lists its product as uncharacterized. The transcript is spliced from 4 exons. Lineage: Eukaryota; Fungi; Basidiomycota; Agaricomycetes; Boletales; Coniophoraceae. The coding region runs from base 1 to 618 and encodes 205 amino acids. The record is from RefSeq and is a predicted model, not a curated record.
AUGUCUGCAACCCCACUCGCGUGCAUCUGUAACGCAUCUGUGGGUACCCUCGAGGACCUGAACAUGCACGCCAAUCUAAAUGGAUUCUAUGCUACUUUCGUGGCGGUGCCCGUCAUCGACUUUGAGAUGAUGGAAGCCGUCUUAGCCAUAACCAACUCGCACGAGGGCAGUUACUUCGUCAACUACCCCAAGACGUUCAAUACGACAGCUUACGUGGAGAACCUCUUCCCGUUGCUACCAAAGUCCCGCAUGCAACAGGUCGCGAGCGCUUAUGUGAACUACACGCCCGGGCCGGGCAGUGGCCCUGCCAUUGGAGAGGUUCUUGCCAUCUUCUAUUGCCCAUCAUACUAUCUUCUCGAUGCGUUCCCAAAAUUCAAAAAGAGUGCAUGUACGGGCACGUUCGCCAUUCCGGAUGCGUUCCACGGAACUGGCAGUCCGUAUUACUACCCAGAUUAUUCCUACACCGGCGAAGGUCCUCCGGUGGACAAUGAGACGUUUAUCGCUUCCUUCUCUUCGUUCUCUAGGGCAUUCACCAGAUUCGCGCUCGCGAUGACGCCGGAUCAUCGCCCCACUAACUUAUCGAUCACUCCUGAGUGGAGUACGUGGCCCAAAGGUUAA